Molecule: messenger RNA, 933 nt
Organism: Eublepharis macularius
Lineage: Eukaryota; Metazoa; Chordata; Lepidosauria; Squamata; Eublepharidae
Product: putative protein FAM10A4
Exons: 1
Coding region: 1-933 (310 amino acids)
Molecular function (GO): Hsp70 protein binding
Source: RefSeq, a predicted model, not a curated record
AUGGAUCUCAGGAGAGUGAGGAAUCUUCAGGCACUGAUCAAUGCAUAUCAACAAGACCCUGGGCUUGUGGGAGCCAAGCAGCUUACAUUGCUGCGGGCCCACAUGGAGAAUAUCUUAAAUGCUUACACAGAUGUCUUUGGCAGAAAAGCAGUCAAGGAGGAAGACAAGUCUGAGGCCACCACCAGCAAUGAAAGUGAUUCUGACAUUGAUGAAGACGGUGAGAUCCUUGAGCCCGACCAAGAUGUUCCCCAAGAGAUGGGAGAUGAAAAUGUGAGACUCACCAGCGAGAUGAUGGAUCAGGCUGAUGAAAAGAGAGAAGAAGCUUUUGAUGCUCUUGAGAAGGGUCACCUCCAAAGAGCCCUCGCGCUGUUCACGGAGGCCAUCAAGUUGAACCCCCAGUCCAGUGUCACAUACGUGAACAGAGCCAGUGUCUUUGUGAAACUGAAGAAACCAACCGCUGCCAUUCGAGACUGUAACAAGGCCUCACAGAUCAACUCCAAAUCCACCCUGCCCUAUAAGUGGCGAGGGAAAGCCUACAUCCUCCUGGGGCAGUGGAAGAAAGCAGCCGAAGACUUCACCAUGGCGUCCAAAUGGGAUUGCGACGAAGAAACCAGCGCUUUGCUUCAAAUGGUGCAGCUCAGGCUCCGGAGGAUAGCAGAGGAUCAUCAAAAAUAUGAGCAAGAGCAGGAGCUCAAGGAAAUCCAGGAGAGGCUAGAAAAAGUGAGGCUGGCUUUGGAGGAGCAAGCAGCAGUCCAGCGAGAGGAGACUUCCUGGAAUGAAAUGGCCAGAGCAGUCCGGAAGCAUCUCAAAUUUUUCUUCACCCUCCUGGAUCCCAGGAUGAUGAUGGCAUUCCUGGAUGUAGUUUGGAAUCCAGAGAACAUCUACAAAUACCGAAAGAGGAACGUGCUAAUGAAGCUCUCUCGCAAAUGUUGA